Molecule: messenger RNA, 5874 nt
Organism: Andrographis paniculata
Lineage: Eukaryota; Viridiplantae; Streptophyta; Magnoliopsida; Lamiales; Acanthaceae
Product: protein TORNADO 1
Exons: 2
Coding region: 131-4411 (1426 amino acids)
Source: RefSeq, a predicted model, not a curated record
AACACGCAGCACAGGGCAAAAAGGACUUUUCACUACCUCCUUCUUCCUUCUUCGGAUGCUUUAAUUCUUCCAAUGGGAAAAUUCGAGCAAAAAGCGCAACUCAAAAAAGUCUCCUGUAUUCUUUUCAGGCAUGAAAAACAAUUCAAUCAAUCAAUCAAAGUUUCAAAAAUGGAAGAAAGGAAUCCAAAAUUCCUUCAAAGAAAACUGCAUUAAUGGCGUUUCUUCUUCACCUUCACUGAAAAAAGAAAUGUCUGCAACAACAGAUGAGUUCCCCCAAGAUCUCCAAUGGCCUCUGCAACUCAUUUCGUCUUCAACCCCAGACCUGCAGACCAUCUCCUUCUUCCUCUCCCAGCCCUCAUCGGCGGCUUCUUUCCAGGAAACAGACAAAUCCCUCACCGUCAACAUCGCACCCUCCGCCGCCGCGCUCUUCUCGGAGCUCCUCUCAGCUCUGGCCUCCAAUGGCGGCCACUCCUCAUUGACGAACGUCGAGUUCCACCUCGUCGAGUGGGACGACCUGAAAAUGAAAGACCUCCGAACGAUUCUCGAAACCAAUCCCAGCAUCAAACAGCUCACCUUUAAAAGAAACAAAUUCUCACCGGAAUGCCUGUCGGAGCUGUCGGAAGCUGUUCGGAGAAACGAUUCCAUCAAGGAAAUCACGGUGGCGGAAUCCGGGAUCGGCACCGGCGGCGCCGCCCUUCUGGCCUCCGCUCUCAAGGAGAAUCGGUCACUGGAGGAAUUCCAGGUGUGGGAAGAUUCAAUCGGAUUGAAGGGGGCGGAGGAGCUCGCGAAGAUGAUCGAAGUGAACUCGACUCUAAAACUUCUCACCGUCUUCGACUCCAAUCCGGCCACCGCGGCGCCGCUGAUUUCGGCGGCGCUGGCGAGGAACAGAGCCAUGGAGGUCCACAUCUGGACCUCCGAUCGCGAUCAGAAGACCUCCAAAGUGCUCGAAUUCAUGCCGGGAAACAGCACACUCCGCGUGUACUACAAUCUCGACAUCUCCGGCGCCUGCCGCCUCGCCUGUUCCAUGGCCUGGAAUUCCACCGUCCGAUCGCUCGAUAUGGCCGGAGUAAAGCUCAAAUCGAAGUGGGCGAAGGAAUUCCGGUGGGUUCUGGAGCAGAAUCACACCCUCAAAGAGCUCCGCCUGUCCAACACCAGCCUCAAGAACAAGGCCGCCGUGUACAUCGCCGCCGGCCUGUUCAAAAACCAGAGCCUGGAAAAGCUCUACCUUGACAGGAACCUGUUCGGCGGGGUCGCCGUCGAGCAUUUGCUCUGCCCGCUGAGCAGAUUCUCAGCCGUGCAAAAGCAGGCCAACACGACAUUGAAAUCGAUCACAUUCGGAGGAGCCAAGGCCAAAAUCGGGCGAGACGGGCUCGCCGCCAUUCUCCAGAUGCUGACAGGCAACCAAAGCGUGAUCUAUUUCGGAAUCUACGAUGACCGGAGCCUGAAGCCCGACGACAUCGUCAGAAUCUUCAAGAGCCUAGAGACGAACCCCGUGCUGCGGCGCCUAUCCCUGCAAGGCUGCAAAGGCGUGCAAGGCGACGCCGUGCUGCAGGCUGUCAUCGAAACCUUAAACUCGAAUCCUUGGAUUGAAGACAUCGAUCUCUCCAGGACACCCCUCCAGGCUUCGGGACAAGCCGAUGGCAUAAACCGGAUAUUAUGUCUAAACGAAAGGACUCGCGAAGAAGCCGAGGUAGAGACAGAUACCGAUCUCCUUGAGAACACGCAGACAACUGCCCCGAAGAGCUGCCGGGUUUUCCUCUGCGGCCAAGAACACGCCGGGAAAGGCACAUUAUGCAAUGCCAUAUCGCAGAACAUUUCCCCGUCGAAGCUGCCAUAUUUGGAUCACCUGAGGAAUCUGACGAACCCAGUCGAGCAAGCCGUGAGAGCACCUGCAAUCAAAAUCAAGGCGAUCAAAGAUGAAGAAAACACCAAGAUCACGAUAUGGAACCUCGCCGGACAGCAUGAGCUCUACUCGCUGCACAAUCUCAUGUUUCCCGGCCACGGCAGUGCGUCGAUUUUUCUGAUCAUAUCUAGCCUGUUCAGGAAGCCAGGCAACAGAGAACCAAAAACCUCCGGCGAGAUCGAAGAAGACCUGCAAUACUGGCUGAGGUUCAUCAUUUCCAAUUCAAGACGCGCGGUUCAGCAGUGUAUGCUGCCGAACAUAACUAUCGUGCUGACUCACCACGACAGGAUCAAUCAGCAGGCCGGUGGCCUGCCGGAGGCGACAGUGAGCUCGCUACAAAAGCUACGAGAGAAAUUCCAGGGCUUCGUCGAAUUCUAUCCAAUUGUGUUCACAGUUGAUGCAAGAUCAUCAGCAUCUGUGAGUAAACUGAGCCACCAUGUCCGAAAAACGUGCAGAACGAUUCUUCAGAGGGUUCCUCGAGUCUAUCAGCUCUGCAACGACCUUGUCGAUAUCCUGUCGGAUUGGAGAUUGGAAAACCACAACAGACCUGCAAUGAAAUGGAAGGAAUUCGAGGAGCUAUGCCAAGUGAGGGUUCCAUUUCUGAGAGUUCGAUCGAGGCACGACAACAGCAAAGACAAGGCAGAGUCGAGGCGGAGAGCAGUGGCUUCGAGCCUUCAUCACAUAGGAGAGGUGAUUUACUUCGACGAAAUGGGAUCCUUAAUCUUGGACUGCGAGUGGUUCUGCGACAUACUCGGCCAGAUAACAAGACUAGAUAUCAGAUCAAAGAAAAGCUUCGAUGAAAAAACUGGAUUCAUAAGCAGAAAAUACUUUGAGAAGAUUCUGAUAGGAAGCUUACAGAGUCACAUUCCCGGGAGGGGCUCGAAUGUUGUCGAGAACCUGGAACCCGAUGAAAUUAUAAGAACAAUGCUGAAAUUGGAGCUCUGUUGUGCACAAGAUCCAUCGGAUUCCAACUCGCCAUUGCUGAUCCCAUCCAUUUUGGAAGAUGGGAGAUGGAAGCUGCAGAGAUGGCAGCAGGUGAUAAGCCCCAAUAUCCAUUUUGUUGGAAGGCGUCUUCAAUGCGACGACUCGAGCCACAUGUUACUCACGCCGGGAUUCUUCCCUCGCCUGCAGGUAUCAUUGCAUAACAAAAUAAUGGGAUCGAAGAACCAACACGGCGCAUCAUACAGCCUUGAGAAGUACCUCAUCUUGAUAAACAUAAACGGGAUCCAUGUUCGUGUCGAGCUUGGAGGACAACUAGGCUAUUACAUCGACGUGCUCGCCUGCUCCACAAAGGGCCCGACCGAAAUGCUCAGACUCUUCCAGCAACUCAUAAUCCCGGCAAUACAAAGCCUCUGUCAUGAAAUCGCGCUGACUGAGUACGUUGUUCGGUCUGAAUGCGUGAAGAAUCUAACGCCUCCAAGAUACCGGAGGAGCCAAUGUGCACAUCUACAGCGGCUAAAGCAGGCGCUGCUUUCGGUUCCUGCAGAGAGCAUUUACGACUAUCAGCACACAUGGGACACGGUUACAGAUUCGGGAAACACUAUUAUAAGCCCUGGUUUUGAUUUUGCCCGGGAUCUGUUGUCGGAUGAUGACUUCAGAGAGGUUCUUCAUUCGCGGUAUCAUGACCUGUAUAAUCUUGCUAUGGAACUUCAAGUUCCGGAGGAAAACAAUCCAGACCAUCCCUCAUCGUCUGGUGACGAAAUAACAGGCUCGGUCGAACCAACAUUUGCCGGGAUAGCAAAAGGAGUUGAGGCAGUCCUGCACAGGCUGAAGAUCAUCGAACAAGAAAUCAGGGACGUCAAGCAAGAAAUUCAGGGCCUGAGAUAUUACGAGCAUCGGCUGUUGAUCGAACUGCAUCACAAAGUAAACUACCUUGUGAACUACAACAUUCAAGUCGAAGAAAGGAAAGUACCGAACAUGUUCUAUUUCGUCACGACAGAGAACUACUCGAGGAGGCUGAUAACCAGCAUGGUUUCAGGCAUGACAGCGCUUCGGUUGCAUAUGCUAUGUGAAUAUCGACGGGAAAUGCACGUGGUCGAGGGCCAGACGGGCUGCGAGCUCAUGCAGGUGAAUAACAUCACGGUGAAGUGCCUGGCGCCCUACAUGAAAUCGUUCAUGAAACUGUUGACAUUCGCCCUCAAAAUCGGAGCUCAUUUAGCAGCAGGGAUGGGUGAAAUGAUACCUGAUCUGGGCAGGGAGGUCGCUCAUCUGAUCAAUUCUCCGGCGCUUUAUGGAGCAGCCGGCGCAGCAGCACUUGGGGCUGCUGGAGUUGCUGCAGCCGUGAACAGGAACAGAGACAGGAGCCCGAGAGACGUCGAACAGGAUCAUAGAGCAGCUCAGCAAUGGGUGAUGGAUUUCUUGAGGGAUCAGAGAUGUUCGACUGGAAAAGACAUUGCUGAGAAGUUCGGCCUCUGGCGAGUCAGAUACAGAGACGAUGGACAGAUUGCGUGGGUGUGCCGGUGGCAUAUGCACGCCCGGGCAUACGAAAUCAUGGAGGUGCCGAUUUGAAGUGCCACCUGAUGCAUCAAAUCAACAGAGUAAUGAAAAAAAAAAAGCAGAUAUCAGAUGAAAUAUCGACUAUGUCUUACAAAUUACAACACUGCUUCUAGCUCUUCGCCGCGAUGAUCUACAGAAGGCAAGUCUAAGAACAGUUAGUUGUAUAACAAACCAGAAAGUUAGAUUCACAGUAACUAUGUAAAAACUGAAGAGCAAUUAUCUGAAAGCUACUGGUGGUGCAAAGUUCAUUUAAGCAUACAAGUCAGGAUCAGAAAUUUAAAUCCAACACGAAGUUCUGUAACAUAACAAUGUUGCUAUUAGCAUCAGUUUCAUUCUAAUAACUUAAAAGUUCUCAGAAGAAAGCUCGACUCCCAUAAAAUACUCGAGAACCAGGGGUCUUCGACCCCGGUGUUUUCUGAUCAGAGCUCGAAUCUUCAGUGCUGGUUGUUGCGCUUUCAAAGUCUCCGGGAAGCUUCAUUUUGGCUAAAGAUUCAGUAAACUGCUGCAUACUCUUCAUGUACAUAUCGAUUAUGUCUUGCUGAACUACCUUCGGCUCCGGCUCGAUGUUUAUGGUGACAAGAGGCUUUCCAAAUGUCUUAUCAUACAGCUCACCUGACCCAUUGCUCUUGUCAUCUUCUACGUCGCCGCGGGCACUGUUCUUUUUGGAAGUAUCUUGAGAAGGUAAGACAUUCUCUACAUUGGGAGUUUUUGAAUCUUUUGGAGCCUCGGAAGACUGGAAACUCGCAGGAACUGAAGCAUAUGAAGUCCCAUGUGUAGAUACACUGCUUGGAGGAGAAUCAAAGUUUAACUGUGGCCUCGAACUUUCGGACCCUGUCGAGAAGCUCUCCUCAUGAUGAAUAUCCGAAACCACUUGAGUUUCGGUAACAGAUACAACCGGCUGCGAAUCCUCAUCAGGGCAAGGCAUCAUAAUGUACUCUUCAACCAUCUGAUUAUUCUCAUUUACAAUCUUCGGAUCCGGGAACUCAAUCUUCUCAAAGUCUUCAGGAGCAGUUUCCGAGUCCUGACAUAUUGGAUCAACUUCAUUGCAUUUGGGCUGCGGCGCAGGAAUUGGAAUGACUUCCGGAAGGGUCCCAAUAUAAGAGAUUGAUAGCUGAACAAAUCCAGCAGGCGAGUGAAAGAGUUCGGUCGAGGAGAGAGAGAACUCCUUCUCCAACUUCCCAUUGUGAAGGAGGAUUUCGGAAACAGGCACCAAAGCGAAUCCGAGGAGCUGAUCUUCGAGAUAAUUCCUCACCCUGCUUAGCAUCCAUAUCUCACAUUUAAGUGAGGAAUCAACCUUUCGAACAUUAAGGCCAAGAUUCUCAUUGAAGAUUGGAUUUCUCCCGCCACCAUUGAUGAUUUUGGAGGACACCGUCUUCUCGGGAUCACUUGUCAGACAAAGUUUGGCAUAAACAUCUUGGUUUUGGUAGAUGCAAAUGUUGUGGAUGUCCCUAGCUUGGUGAAUGUAGACCUCCAAA